GCAAACGUCAGUUCGCUUCAGUCCGUGAAACUUGCCCUGAGGUUUUACAUUCUACUAAAAGAGUCAACGAGGGUCUUCUCUCAUCACUUCCUAGUCAGCGAAGCCAACUUUAACGGAAAGUUACCGUUUCAGACCCACGAUGUCCGGACACGGUCAUGGAUACGGACACGGGCACGGCUGCGGGUGUGAGGGGGAACACGAGCCCGCGGAGAGGGGCCUGGAAUACGGAUUGUACCGGCGGAUCGACCUGGAUAAGCUCCAGUGCCUAAACGAGAGCAGAGACGGAGACGGGAAGCUGGUGUUCAAACCCUGGGACCAGCGGAACGACCGGGACAAGUAUGUAGAGAGUGAUGCAGAUGAGGAGCUGCUGUUCAACAUCCCUUUUACAGGCAGCGUGAAGCUAAAAGGUAUCAUCAUAUCUGGAGAGAAUGAUGACUCUCAUCCAGCUGAGAUAAGGCUGUACAAGAACAUCCCUCACAUGUCAUUCGACGACACUGGCAGAGAACCUGAACAAGCCUUCAGACUCAACAGAGACCCUCUGGCUCAGCUCGAGUACCCAACAAAGAUCGCUCGUUUCUCCAACGUUCAGCAUCUCUCCAUCCACAUCUCAAAGAACUUUGGAGAUGAGAGCAGCAGAGUCUAUUACAUCGGUCUGAGGGGAGAAUACUCAGAGGCUCACAGACAUGAGGUGACGAUCUGUAACUACGAGGCGGCAGCAAACCCAGCGGAUCACAAAGUUGAGAGCAUCAUCCCACAGACUAACUUCAUCUCCUGAAAGCUUCAGAGAGUCAGAGGAAGAAGAGGACGAUGAGGAUCAGAAGGAGAGGUUCUGGAGGUGUCUGAUCGACAACUGUCGAAGAUGAGCUAAGCUGAGUUGGAGGCUGCGUGCAGCAGGUUGGUUGAACUCGACGGGUGAUUGAGCACUGAGGACCGGGGAGCUUCAGGUGUGUCUAGAAAUGCCAAGUUUUGCGCUGUUUUCUACUUUGAGAGUGAAGGCUUCAUGUGGGCAAAAAACUUCAAAAUAAAUGCAUGAAAUAUUUCACAGAUACAGUCUGUUUGUGCCUGUAUUCUCUCAUUCUCAACCACUUCAAUAAAAUAAUGGAUACUCUACAAUAAAACACUGAUGGCUGGAAAUCAAUUUUGUACUAGUAGUUUUUGGUUGUUCCCAUCUUGGGUAUUUUGCCUUCACAUAAGUUUUUUUUGGAUGGUUAAAAACAUGCAAAACACAUAAUUCGCGAUGAAAUAUCUGCAGAUAAGACACAGCAUAAAUAUGCUUCUCGAGGGCACAUUUUGGGGUUUGUACACAUAAGUGUUUUGAAUACCUAUAAAUGUGUAGUUGCAAAAUGACCUUAUUUGCAUUGUAUAAAGCCAACAGGGUGACUAACUCAUGCUGCACAUUUUCUGCCACCU
Cheilinus undulatus (humphead wrasse) is the source of this 1410-nucleotide messenger RNA. It is a transcript of the gene pithd1, whose product is annotated as PITH (C-terminal proteasome-interacting domain of thioredoxin-like) domain containing 1. The coding region runs from base 140 to 775 and encodes 211 amino acids. The record is from RefSeq and is a predicted model, not a curated record. The transcript has 6 exons. Gene Ontology annotation, cellular component: nucleus. Lineage: Eukaryota; Metazoa; Chordata; Actinopteri; Labriformes; Labridae.